Molecule: messenger RNA, 26917 nt
Organism: Lymnaea stagnalis (great pond snail)
Lineage: Eukaryota; Metazoa; Mollusca; Gastropoda; Lymnaeidae
Source: the annotation of a GenBank genome assembly
UCAUUCGUUCAUCACUAAUGAAACAAAGUUGUCAAAGGCUAAUGUUAUCCCUUUUAAAAUCUUCAUUUAUUAUGCAUUUUAAUCGUGGUAUAAAUUCAGUUUUAAAAAUUAUAUAUGUUGGCUUAUGAACGCGCUAAAACUAAAAGUAUUAAUAACUAGAAAUAGAAAGGCUGCGAAGUAUUAAUUAUUAAGUUAGUAUUAGUAUAAGUUUUAUUUAUCAGAAGCUGGAGGUUGGGUUUAUUUAAAAAUAUUAUUAUUGGGUAAAAUUUGGUAUAAAAUGACCCCCAAAAGAUCAUUGAAUGAACUAUAUGUUUGUAAACUUACUUCUGUAGUUUAACUAAAAUAAACUACCACAAAUGACAUCCGAAUAGCAUUUGCACCCCUGUUUACCUUCAAACUUAAAAUUGUACAAUAUUUGACAAUAUCAUCACAAAAUCGUUAAAAACAACAUCUUAAUAGUAAAAAUAAAACAUAUAUAUAAUGUAUACACCUCAAAAUCGUACACUGUAUGCCAAAAUUGUAAAAGUAAACGGGUCUGCAUUUGGCACUUAGUUUAGUCAAUUAAGUGGAAUGCAAAGCAGGGGUCUCAAUUAACUCUCAAAUGGGGGGGGGGGGGGGUGGAAGGUGACGCAGGUGGUAGAGUCUGAAUGAGACUGGGCUGCAUCAAGUAUUCCACAAAAAGGCGAUUAUAAAGUCGAUAAAGUACAACUGUUACCAUCUGCUCAACCUUUAUUAAUAACAAAUAAAAACAUAUAAGUGUUCUCGAGAACUAGGCUGUACUUUCAAAGUCAAAGUUUCUUCUUCCUACUCCUUGUUACCUGGCAGCUGAGACCCACAGUAUAGCUUGAAGGGUAAUCUUGCAGUUCAGUUAUGCAUAUUAUUUCUGAUCGAAUUUCGUAUUAUUGCGUGUAAACUUAGACUUAAGUGUAUUCUUUAGAAAAUUUAGUCCAGACAGUAUUAUGUAACUCUAACACUAAAUAGUACAGCACUAACUUUUCUUUUUAUUGAUUUUUACAGCCCCCAUUGGUAGAUAUACAUAUUCCAUAGCGUAAACGAUCUCUCCAUUUUCUUGUUUUUUAAAAAUUCACCCUACUUGUCAGAUUGCAAUUUUAAUUUUUCAACUAUAAUCAUAUUUACUAAAAACGGGCCCCAUAAUUUGGAUGGUACCUAAAGGGCUUUUAAAGAUGUUCAUUUCCCCGAAUGCCAUCACGAGCAACACCGUCUAUAUUGGCUAGUUUUAGAAAAAAUUAAAAUUAUGAGUUCAUUAUCCUUCACUACCGGUUAUUAACUCAUUCCCUCCUGCAGUGCUACUUCCGUAUUUAAUUUAUUUGCCUGAGAAAGGGAAGUAACCCCGUUUUGAAAUUGUUUACAUUUUUUAAAAAAUGUAUUUAAGCUACUAAAUAUUAUUUAAUGUUAAUGAAUUAAGAACAAAUGCAACAAAAAAUUAAUAAGGUUUAAUAUAAAUAUAACAUUAGCGGGGAAAAAAUAAUGAACAAUGACCAAAAAAUCGAUUUUCGGCACCUCGGACGAACACAUGCUACAUAUAGACGCGCCGUACUUUAGCACACGUAGUUUUAAAGCGAAACAAGAUAAAAACUUCUGGUUUUUAAAUUAAAAUCACGCUGAACCACGCCAUCGCCGGAAGUCUCGAGGGAUGCGAGAUUUCAUUGCUAUUUUUAAAUAGAUAUGAGAGAGGUGUGUCGCUAUGCGCCGGGACGCAUUUGGACGCAUCCGGCGAAUCCCGAAAAGACGCAUUUAGUCGCAAACGUCGGGAAUGAGUUAAAUAUGGAUAAUAAAAUGUAUGUGUACUAAGUUUGAUCUCGUUCCAUUCACCCAUGCCCAUGCAUACACCCCUUAUAAGAAAAAAAUGAAUUUUGGGCCACAAUAAAAAAAAACGGAACAUCUAAUUAAGUUCUAGUUAAAAUUCCCCACCCCCUCCCCAUAUUUCAUUCUUUUUGUGAACAUGCCUACAGUUUGAAAAUUUCUUUUAGCAUACUAACUUAUAGAUGAUCAAAACUCAGCAACAGGGUAAAAAAAAUACAAAACAAAUGGAGCCAUGGAAGGUUGGGGGAUGUUCAAAGACGCUUUAGAAAUAAAAUAAAAAUGAAAUAAGUGCUGUAUACUUCAGUAUUAGUUAACUAUCACUGUCUGGAUUUAAAUUAAUGAAGAAUAUAUUAUGUAAGUUUAUAUGGGAUGGUACGAAAUUCGAUCACAAAAACUUUAGGCGCCUGAACUGCAAGAUUACCACUUGAAGAUGCUCAUCAGUAAGUUUGACCCUGAAUUUGACUUGUUAAAGUUCAUAUUGGAAAAGAGUUUUUCACACAGAUAGGUACACCCAAAAAGCCACAUGAUCCGCUUGAAAAAUCUGGAAAUCUCGGGGAAGGUGGACGGCUUUUCUCUCAUAAAUUGUCCAAGCAUGUCUAUUAUUCCAUUCACGUCCCUUAACUUUGCCUUGAGUUCAGAUGUUCAGUCAGCUCCAUUUGACCCACAAAUGUGUGUGUGUAUGUGAAAAAAAAAAGGGGGGGGGGGUGUUGCAUCUUCCACAUUGAAGGAGACAGGGUCAGCAAAAAUUUGAAAAGUUGCUCUGUGUGUUUUGAAAUCUGCAAACAUGUGCUCAAAUUCUGCCUGUAGCUUUGCAAUGGCAUCAGUAUACUUACUACUGAAUGGUGUGCUCAAGUACUCAUGAGGACUUUGCAUGUUGGGAAAUGGCAUGGGUUUCUCUAAGAACCAUUACACAAGUUUUGUGCAGAAUGCCCUGUCAUUGGCAACACUGACAAGCUACCCCUGGUCUUGAGUAAUUCAGCUCCUGUUUAAUGUCAACAAAAAGCCAAGACCAUGAGCCAUUUGGAAUCACUUAGAACAGGAACAACCACCCCAACCUUCUCCAUGAAGGCUUUGAAGGCUAAAACUUGUUCCAACGGCAAGCAGGAGCAGGCAAUAUUUAUGAAUUAUUGAUAGGAAGGAAGAUGCUAUUGUAGGUAGAAUGAAUUUUAAUUUUUUUAUCGUAGAAAAGGCCUUUAUUUGCUUAAACCUAUUUUGAAAGUGAUCAAGCUGAAAGGCUCGGAAUUUUAGCUGCAAUUUUAACAAGAGAUUCUUUGAUACUGUAUCAGAUUGCAACGAUUUAUACAAUUAUGAUUGUCAUUACUUGCUACUUUUCUCAAAACCGCACUUUGGCCAUGUUUGUCUCAUAAAAUGCUAUAAAAUAAAAACUUUUAGUCCGAUUUUAAAACGAUUUUCACCAUUAUAUUUAAUGUCCAAACCUAUACAAACAUAAUAAAAUCAGAGUUUGAUUAGUAGGUGAGAUUCGACUGAAACCGUUGCGGGGGGUCACAUUAUAGAUAUGAGAAUGGGACAACGCACGGCCUGUAAAAUAUCGUCUUGCUGUCAGGUAUCGGCCUGCAAAAUAUCGUCUUGCGGGCCGUAAAUGGCCCGCGAGUUUGAGGCCCAUGGUCUAAAGGGACCUGGCCACACAUAACCACUAUUCGGAGCGGGUCCCUUUAGACUAUAUACUAUUUGGAUGUCAUUUGUGGUAAUUUAUUUUAGAUAAACUGAAGAAGUAAGUUUACAAACAUAUGCUCCAUUCAUUUAUCUUUUGGGGGUGAUUUGAUACCAAAUUUUUUCUUACAAACCCAACAAUAUUAUUUAAAAUAUUUUUUAAUCCCAACCUCUCAUUUCUGAUACCCAGGUCCAAAUAGCCACUUCAUACUAAAAAUAGUAAUACUAAUAGUCAAUAGUGUAUAACGAUUAUAGUUUAAUAGUGGUAGUACUAACAAUAGAGUUCAAUAGUUGGUCAAUAGACAACUUAGUCGACUACUACUGCUACUACAGUAACAGUCUAUGACAUGAACCUUUGCAUAAUAAUAUUAAUAAUUCUAAAAUUUUAAAGUAUUAAUAAUACUAUUAAUAGACAUUACUUACUAAACAGCUAAUUUACAAGAGUUAAUUUUACAUUUUUUUAAUAGUAAAAUGUAGAUGGAAUGUUUCAAAUUAAUAUUUCUUUGGGUGGUUAAUUAUAUUAUAUAACUAUAACAUUUAAAAAUUUAUCAAAAAGUUAUUUUAUUUAGUUUUAAUGUUUUGUUCAUAAUUUUUGUUUCUCUUUAUAAGUAGCUAAAACAGCACAUUCUCUCUCCUUCCCCUCCCUAUUUUAGCAGACGUAUUUUUGCACUACUUUUCUUUUUUUUUUUUUAACACAGCCACUAUCUUGGUUGCCAUGACAACCCUGCUAACAUGGUGGCCAGGGGAAAUGAGUGGCCACUGAAUGUAAAUUACCAUUUAAAUCCUAAAGUUGAAUUGCCUCCAGAAUUAGAAUGGCUUUGUUUUCAAUAUUAAGUGUGUUUUACAUGUGUUUGUAAUCGCUAACUAUGAGGCAGAAUGAAUAUAACUCUCACAAGACUUAAUAACAGUUAUAAAUAAAAGGUGAGCAUUUUUUUUUAAUUUAAAAGACCAGGACAUUAUAAAUGUUCAAAUUUAAAAUUAUGACACAUAAUUUUGUCAUUAACUCUGCCUUUGCUGUUCUCUUUUAAAGAGGAAAAAAAAAAUUAAAGUUUUGUUGUUUAAUUAUUUUAUUUAUGUCUGAAUAUCAGAUGUAAUCAAUAUAAUUAAAUGCAUGUUUAGAUUUAUUAAAACGUCAUAAUUAUAAUAAAAUUUACUUAUCUUUCUCCUCCAGGCCUAUAGGUUUUCUAUAAACUGAUAGAAACACAAGAUAAAAUGGUGAAGGAUUUAAACAAUUUUAGGACAAAAUGUGCCAUAUGUUGGCAAACCUUGCGCCCCAAGAGUCCACUUCUACAUGGAACAAAAUGUAACAAAUAUGAAAUAAGGGAAAAACUAAAACUUCUCUUACCGCCACAGGAUUUCAAAAUACUUUAUGACGAAAAAGUUUUUAUCAAUCCCAGAUUAUGUAACAUCUGUUUUGUAACAAUUCGAAAAAUUCCCAAAACGAUAUCAAAAGUUCAGAGCCUUGUUGGAAAGAAACUCAACAUCAAACUUUAUAAACCUUCUAGAGCAGAGUGGAUAGCAAAACCUGCUGAUUCAACUAGUCUAUCAGAUAGAAGAAAUAAAUUAAAACUUACUCAAGGGUACAAAUUUAAGUCGUCCGCCCAAAGCAACAAAUUAUCACAACAUGAAACGAGUAGACCCACGAUUUCAUAUACUACUCCUAAUAUUGAAAACAAGAGAACUGUGUUACCCCCAGAAGUAGAGUCUUUAAUCUGUAAUAGUAAUGGAAGCUUCGAUCAAGCUUUCGAGACUAUUGACAGACAUGAUGAAGAGGAUGAAAAUGAGAUUCAGUCUGCAAGUCUCUACAGCUUCACCAGUGAUAAUUAUCCAAAUGAUAUUAAAGCAACCAAUUUUCCAAAGGAGAGUGAAAGUUCAGGUAAAUUCAUUAUGACCAUGAUGUUCAGCAGUAGUUUAUAAAAGACUAAAUCUGCUUCAAAAAUACUUUGAAAAUAGCUGAAACAGUUUUUGUAGUAUUAUAAGAAGAUUCUUUGAUUGAUUCAAACAGCUAGAAAUGUUAUUUUGAUACUAUGUAAAUAUUCAUUUUCAGCAGAUAAAUAAACAAUUUAACACUAGACAUUUUUAAAAAAAAAUUUAAAAAAAUUAUUUCUCAAGUGCAAAACUCACAACUCUCAUUUGCCAUGGAACUCUCUCAGUUAGUAACACUAGUGACUUUAAGAGUGAUUAUUUCGAUGUUAAAAUUUUAUAUUAACAAUUCCUGAAAAAUAUAAGCUUUGCAGAACUAAUUUCAUGACAUAAGAAAAUUAUGUUUGUCUUUUGAAAUUUAUUAUUUUUAAAUUUCAGGACUGGUAGGGCAAGAGAAAAAUGAAGGUUUGGCUUAUGAAUCAUCAGAGCAUGAGAAACUGGCUAAAGAGUCUUUACAGAAAUCGGAGCAAAAUUUUAAUACGUCGGCCAAUCCCUCCAGUGACGUAAGCGAUAAGACUAAACGUUUUGGCAGCGGCUCAAGCAGAAGACUUAGAAAAACUUGUGCUGCCUUAUUUACUGAAAGAACUCUAAAAGUACAGCCUCAGAGAGAAAGUAAACGCUUAGCUGUGCUAAGAGGUUGGAAGAGAAAAAAAGAGGCUUCAGAAAGUUCAGACUCUGGGCUUACUUCUGAUGUGUCAGCGUGCGAUGAUAACUAUAUCCCACCUUCAACCAGUUCUGGCAAGUCUAAGGCGUUAGAUAGUUCUGAAGAGGACUUCAGUAACGCGAAGGCAACAAAGUUCAGCAAUAAAAAUAUAAAUAAUAAAAAGUCCACCAGAAAAACUCAGCUUGAGAGGCAUAAAAAUAUUAAACAGUUUGAUUCCAAAUCCAAGAAAUUAAAACCUGAAACCAGGGCUGCAAGGAAGAAACAUGAAAGUGAAGAGUCAGCUGUUCAUGGUAUGUAUGAUGAACCUAAAACAGCAAGGGAUGCUUUGAAAGUAGAUAUACCUAAAGAGUUGAGUGCAAAUUCCAAAUCUAAACUGAGAGAACUUGUCCAAAAGGUAAGGAACAAUCUUUCUUUAUUUAUUUAAAUUUAUUUUAAAAAGACUAAUUAUUUACUGUUGUCAUAAAAUUAUUGCAUCUACUUUGUAGCUUAUGGUUAUUCUGUGAAAGAUAUUGAAAGCUCUAAAUGUUGAUGUAUAUAAUAAUGUCGAUUUUAAAGAAAAAGGUAUUUUAAACUCGGUCCCUUCAGUCUUUAUGGGCCAUCAGAUUCUUGAAGCAAUAGUCGAAGAAUGCCACUUCUGUCCAUGUGCUGUUUCUAAAGAAGUUGUCUGCAGAGUUAGGUUUCUACUCUGGAAAUUCUUUUGUUUGAUCCACACCAAAUGCAUUUGUUUGUUCUAUGUCAGAUGCUUUCUUCAGUGAAGCUUCAGUUACUUUUCCCUUUUCCCUAUUUCUGUCAUUGAAAGUGAAAUAUAAUUGAAUAAUUGGUUUUAAAAAUUGUUGAGGAGAUAUGUGUGCAUGUUGAGAUAAUAGCAAAUCUGGUCUUCAUAUUUCAAUCAGUUGCUAAUAAUAUUUCAGGCCAAGAAGUGUAUCAGUGAAAAGAAGAAGAACAUGCCAGAACGGAUAAUGAUAAAGUGCAGCAUGAAUAACUGUGAUCAUUUUUAUCCCCUCUGGUCUCAUAUGGCUGUACAUUUAAAGUAUUAUCAUUAUGGUAAGUGAUUAAUUUGGUCGUCCUAUUCUGUAAAUAUAUUCUCAGAAGGCUUAAUUCCAGACAAUAAAUUGAAAUUUGUCUGGUGCUGAAUGGUGAAUAUUUAGACAAUUUUAGGAUGAAAUGUGCUAUUUGUUGGCAAAAACUCUGCCUCACUGAAUUACUUAGUACAUCAAUUAAAGUUAACUUUCGGAUUUCUUAAUUUUAUGGGCUUAUUUUACAUAUGUUAUGGGAAAUAUUUCAGUUUUAAUUUACUUUCAGCGCAUACUUAAUUAUAUGUUACAGAUUUUUAAAGCUAAUCAAUUAACACCUAGAUAGUUUCAGCCACCUAAAUAAAUCAAAGGAUAUUCAUUUUGUUUUUUGUGUCAGAUGGUGCAACAAAAGAGGAAAGUGAUUUUGCGCAGAAGAUGUCUAUGUUAGCUGAAAAUGAUGAACUCGACAAAGGUAAAUAGAAAUGUGGUAUUUUUAAUGCGCAUUAACUUGGAGCAUGCCUUGACCAGAAAAAAUACCCCAACAAAAAUAUAGGUUCAACUCUUGAAUAUUUUUUAAAUAAAUUUUUUUUUAAAUGUUUGUUAACUUUGUUGCAUAUGCGCUGGUAGAAUUUUCUUUCACAUUAUUUGUAUGUGUAUGCUAGGGUGGUUUACAACAUGUGACUAUAAUGAAAUUCAAACACACUCUAAUUUCCCUUUUCAUGUCAGUAGUCCCUGCACAAAAUAUCAGUUCAGAUGCACUUCAUUUAGUACUGCCUGACAGCCCUCUAAGAUUAGCCCAACACUCGUAAAUGCCCAUAUUAUUGUUAAAUUAAUUUAAUAUAGCUAACUAAUUGACGUGUAAAUACUGCCUCACAGUAUAUUGUGAAUGGCAUUUAUAGAGCCAAGUGGUCCCAGUCAGCAGUUGACUAUUAGUUCUAUGUUAUACAAACCUUAUUCAAAAAGGGAAAAACUGUUUAGAGUUCCAAAGGUUGCUAGUGAAGCUGAAUAACAAUUUUCACAGUCUGUAUUUAACACCAUCACUGAGCAGGAACUUCAGAAUAGAGUGUUUGCUAUUUCAUUUACACAACAGCUGCCAAUUCAUGACCUAUGUUAUUCGACACAACAGCUGCCAAUUCAUGACCUAUGUUAUUUGACACAACAGCUGCCAAUUCAUGACCUAUGUUAUUCGACACAACAGCUGCCAAUUCAUGACCUAUGUUAUUUGACACAACAGCUGCCAAUUCAUGACCUAUGUUAUUUGACACAACAGCUGCCAAUUCAUGACCUAUGUUAUUUGACACAACAGCUGCCAAUUCAUGACCUAUGUCAUUUGACACAACAGCUGCCAAUUCAUGACCUAUGUCAUUUAACACAACAGCUGCCAAUUCACGACCUAUGUCAUUUGACACAAGGGCUGCCAAUACACGACCUAUGUCAUUUGACACAAAGGGCUGCCAAUACACGACGUUUGUCAUUUGACACAACAGUUGUCAAUACAGGACGUCUGAAUGGUUCUUGUAUUUUUUUGGCAAAAUAGGCUGACCAAAAUGUCGCUAUUGUUGCCAUGCAGAUAACAAAUUCUAGAAGUUCUUUGGGGAGAUUUACUCAAAUCCUUAUUCGGCUCAACAUCAGGCCACAAUGUAUUGACUUUUAAGAGAUUUUAAGACUAUUGGCAAAAUAUAGGCAAGUCAAAUUAUGAAACGUGAAUAUGUUAAGCUACAUCAAAAUAAUAUUGGUGCUUAAAAAUCAAGCCAUUGAGUUUGUACUAAAAGUUCUGCAAAAUAAGCCUAACACUCUACCUCAAGAUGACUAUCUGGAACUUUUAGAGUUGACACUUAUGUUCUUAGGAAAAGUACCUCCACAUUUGCUGCUGGUGUCUUCCACCAUGCCUGUUAGAUGUUAAAGCUGUUCUAUGUGCCUACUGCCAUGUUGGAUGUUAAAGCUGUUCUAUAUGCCUAAUGCCACGUUGGAUGUUAAAGCUGUUCUAUGUGCCUACUGCCAUGUUGGAUUUUAAAGCUGUUCUAUGUGCCUACUACCAUGUUGGAUGUUUAAGCUGUUCUAUGUGCCUACUGCCAUGUUGAAUGUUAAAGCUGUUCUAUAUGCCUACUGCAAUGUUGGAUGUUAAAGCUGUUCUAUGUGCCUAAUGCCAUGUUGGGUGUUAAAGCUGUUCUAUGUGCCUACUUCCAUGUUGGAUGUUAAAGCUGUUCUAUGCACCUACUGCCAAGCUGGAUGUUAAAGCUGUUCUAUGUACUGAAAAUGUACAUAUUUCGAACAGACAAACAAGAUACUUCUUAUGCCACUUGUAAUGAUCUCACUAUGAUGUUAUCACUUCAGAAUUACUAUUCUACUUCAAAUGCUGGUUAUUUGAACCACCCUACAUACCCAGUUGAUCUAUGAUUAUUUGAACCACCCUACAUACCCAGUUGAUCUAUGAUUAUUUGAACCACCCUACAUACCCACUUGAUCUAUGAUUAUUUGAACCACCCUACAUACCCAGUUGAUCAAUGAUUAUUUGAACCACCCUACAUACCCACUUGAUCUAUGAUUAUUUGAACCACCCUACAUACCCACUUGAUCUAUGAUUAUUUGAACCACCCUACAUACCUAUUUGAACUAUGUUUUUUAAGUUGGAGUAUUGAAAGAUUACUUUUGAAAGAUUCAUUACAUAUACUCGUGACUUUAAUUUAUUUCAGAAAUGUAUCCUUUUAAAUGUCGCCACAGAGGUUGUGAUCUAGCUUUCACAAAUCAAGAAUUCCUACGAGUAUGUAAAGAGUUAUGUUUAUUACAUAUUUAUUCAAAUUAAGUCGAUUCAUAAUCUUUUUAAUUUCUAUGAACAUUGUUAUUAAGGCACUAGAGCGGCUGCCGCUUGAUAAUAAUGAAUUGUUAUCUAAUCUACAGGAACAUAAACUGGUUCAUGGCACAGACCUGGUUUAUGUAUGUGGUUUUCCAGACUGCACCAAAGCUUUUAAACUUCCACGAUCCCUUCAUAUACAUAUUCGCUCACACACAGGAGAAAGGCCAUUCCUAUGUGAUGAACCUGCUUGUGGAAAGAGUUUCAAAGACAGCAAGGAUUUAACUAAGCACAGAUGUCGACACACAGGUAAAAAAAACAAAUGUUUGCUGUCUGUUUUGUGAACUGUGCAGGCCCAACUGUGUCGUACUUUGCCUUUAGCGCACUGCAGCUCUAUUUGCUCCAUCUGCAAAUUUACAGGUGCAAUUUCCACAACUAUGACAAAUAGGUUACCAAAUAGCUUGAAAUUACUUUUCUGUGCUUCAAAUUCACUGAAGUGCCAUGCAAACAUGGCGCGAAGUAAGCUAAGUUUUUCAGCAAAGUGUGCAUUGGGAAACACCAUAGCGUUGACUUGGAUAUAAUUAUACGCCGGUCAAGACCUCGCUGGCCUGAUAUGAUUGUACAGCAGGCCUGAUGUGGCCCGCGGGCCUUGAGUUUGACACAUGUACUGUAAUAUAUAUGUUUUGGGGGGGGGGCGGCUUAUGAGAUAGUGCUAAGAGAUUUUUAUAAUUUUCUUUACGUACCUUAUGAAUAAUUCAAGACUAUGAUGGAAAAAGUAUUUAACUGAAGUCACUGUAAAGCUGUGUGCAAUAUUAGUUUACAAGAUUUGUUCUCAUUUUAUGACUGUCGUGAUUGGCUAUUUUUAGAAAGUAUCAAGGAUCUAAAUGGAAAAAUGAAAUGUCAGAUUGUCAUAUUUAUUAGAUUGUAGAAGCAUUUUCAAUCUAUUUUUAGAAAGGUCAAAGGAUCUCUCAUUUUGAUAAGGUUUGAUACCAGCAUCUGACCUACAUUUAAUACCAGUUACUAAACAGCAUAAUGUAAUCUGCACUUAGGCGAACUGAGAUUUUUAGCUGAAAACAUGCAUGGAAAGACAAGGCAACCACAUACAUUUUUCUAAGCUGCGAGUACCUGUGAUGUACAUUAUACAGUAUGUUAAUUACCGUAUUUAUUAGCGUAUAACGCGCCCCCGCUUAUAACACGCACCUCAAUUUAAGAAGGAAAUUUCAGGGAAAAAAAAACUAAACAUUAUAUCGGCGUAUAACACGCACACAUCAUUUUCCCCCUAUUUUCAGGGAGAAAAGUGCGUAUUAUACGCCAAUAAAUACGAUAGUUUUUAAGUCUUUCACUUACACAUAUUUAAGUUAAAAUUCUGGAUUUUUAAAAAAAAAUAUAAAAAUGUAAAAAGUAUUAAUAACACCAGCAUAUUAUUUAAUGAGGUCGGCAUACAAGCAGGUGAUACACUGACAGACACUUUUAAGGCUCUCGUCUGCCAACCCUCAGCUUAUGAACAAACAGGAUUUAGAACAAGUACAUACAGUAAGUUUGUAGUAAGUCAUCUUACAUGGGACAAUCAAUAAUUAUGUCUUAUACCAGAAGAAUACAGAUCUGAUGGUAGGCUGUUCAAUAUCUCCUGCCUCUGUGCAAAGACCAAGGUUAAAAAGGUGCUAAAAUCAUGAACUGUUGUUUGCUGAUGAUGACAUCUUAACAUGGCACACAGAAGAAGGUCUUCAACAGUUAGUUAAUCACCACUCCCACUCAUGUAAAGAGUUUGGACUGACCAUUAGUCUAUAAAAAAAAUUGUCUUGAUGCAAGAAGCACAGUCCCCUCCAAAAAAUAUCUAUUUAUGGCCAUCUGUCGGUAGUUGAUAAUUUUUACAUACCUUGGGUCCAAUAUCUCUAGUUCACUCUCCUAUAUGGCAGUGAUGAGUGCAGCACAUAUGCCAGUCAUGAGUGGAAGCUCAACAGCUUCCACCAAAGAUGUCUGCGGGGCAUUUGGAACAUUAAUGGCAGGCCCAGGUGCCUAACACAGUUGUUUCAGAGCAUGCCUAAUGUAUAACAUGUUCUCUGCUCUUAGCAAGAGGUGCCUUCGCUAGUUAGGCCAUGUACGGAGAAUGGAGGAAGGUACCUUCAGUAUGGAGAAUUAGCAGAAGCGGCAAAACUAAUUGGACGGCCGUGGCUACAGAUUUAGGGAAAUUUUGCAAAAGGAUCAUGAGGGAAGCCAAUACAGAAUUCAACGAAUGGUGAACAGCAGUAUAUGAAGGAGUCAAACAGCAGUGUAUGAAGGAGUCAAACAGCAGUGUAUGAAGGAGUCAAACAGCAGUGUAUGAAGGAGUCAAACAGCAGUGUAUGAAGGAGUCAAAAAGCAGUGUAUGAAGGAGUCAAACAGCAGUGUAUGAAGGAGUCAAACAGCAGUGAAUGAAGGAGUCAAACAGCAGUGUAUGAAGGAGUCAAACAGCAGUGUAUGAAGGAGUCAAACAGCAGUGUAUGAAGGAGUCAAACAGCAGUGUAUGAAGGAGUCAAAAAGCAGUGUAUGAAGGAGUCAAACAGCAGUGAAUACAGGAGUCAAACAGCAGUGAAUGAAGGAGUCAAACAGCAGUGAAUGAAGGAGUCAAACAGCAGUGUAUGAAGGAGUCAAACAGCAGUGAAUGAAGGAGUCAAAAAGGCAGAAGAUGGGCGCAAUGAAUCCUUUGGAACAAAAAGAGAAUUACGCAAGGCAUAACUUAACCAGGAGUCAAGGUUCUGCAAGAAAUGCGGCAGAGACUACCAUUACAUGAUCAGCCUCAUAAGGCAUUUGAUGAAGUGUCAAUAGCUAUUCCAUUGUUCUGCAAAGACAGAAGGAUGACAUUUGGAUAUAUACAUAUAUACCAGAUAAAUUAAAAUGAACAGACAUAUUAGCAAAGAAAUUUUUUAUUAUUAUUUUUUUUUUUUUCAUUCAACAAAAUGGUAAUUCGCUGCUUUAAUUACUAUUAUAGCUCGAAGAUAAGUUUACACUCUCUAAUUACAGAACCUUGCACUCUAAGACCUAAUCAAUCAUAUCAUAUCUAAUGUUAUGAGUAUACUAAUUGUAACUUGUUCUCUUUCAUUCCCUCCCACCCUCUCCCUUCUUAUCUCUCUGUGUUCAUGCUCAGUUGACCACAUAACUUCCAUGCUUGUCAACAGCCAUGUCAUCUUCAGGCGAAAAAACGCACAAGUGUACAGUUGAUGGGUGCACCAAAACAUUUUUCACCAUCUCAGAAAGGAACAGUCACAGAGCCACUCACACGCAGAGCAAAAUACUGGGCUGCGACAUUUGUGGAAGGUUAUACAAAAAUGAAAAGUGUCUGCUUCGACAUAAACGUAGAAUUCACGGCAGUGAGUGAUCUUUUUUGCAAAUAUCACCUAACAACUAAAUGUUACUGCAGGGUAAAGAAAGGGUUAUUUAACUGGCUAAUUCUCAACUCAUAAAAUUUGUUACGUAUUUUUGGGGUUACUUUACUGGGACAUCAGCUGUUUUAAUAUUAAACAAAUGAUGGUUAAAGGGAAUUAACUUAGUGUAUCUGUCAUAUUUAAAAGCAAGAUAUUGCAUCAUUUGAUUUCAAAAGGAGCGGGCUUAUAUUGUAUUGUAAAGAAUGAUGAAUCUGAGAACUCUGGUCUUACUUUUUUUAAUUGUUAUCUUAUGCAGUGGGCACACCUGGCUGUUAUAAGUGUCCUUGUUAUCUUAUGUAGUGGACACACCUUGCUGUUUUAAGUGUCCUUGUUAUCUUAUGUAGUGGGCACACCUGGCUGUUAUAAGUGUCCUUGUUAUCUUAUGUAGUGGGCACACCUGGCUGUUAUAAAUGUCCUUGUUAUCUUAUGCAGUGGGCACACCUGGCUGUUAUAAGUGUCCUUGUUAUCUUAUGUAGUGGACACACCUGGCUGUUAUAAGUGUCCUUGUUAUCUUAUGCAGUGGACACACCUGGCUGUUAUAAGUGUCCUUGUUAUCUUAUGCAGUGGGCACACCUGGCUGUUAUAAGUGUCCUUGUUAUCUUAUGCAGUGGGCACACCUGGCUGUUAUAAGUGUCCUUGUUAUCUUAUGUAGUGGGCACACCUGGCUGUUAUAAGUGUCCUUGUUAUCUUAUGUAGUGGGCACACCUGGCUGUUAUAAGUGUCCUUGUUAUCUUAUGUAGUGGGCACACCUGGCUGUUAUAAGUGUCCUUGUUAUCUUAUGUAGUGGGCACACCUGGCUGUUAUAAGUGUCCUUGUUAUCUUAUGUAGUGGGCACACCUGGCUGUUAUAAGUGUCCUUGUUAUCUUAUGUAGUGGGCACACCUGGCUGUUAUAAGUGUCCUUGUUAUCUUAUGUAGUGGGCACACCUGGCUGUUAUAAGUGUCCUUGUUAUCUUAUGCAGUGGGCACACCUGGCUGUUAUAAGUGUCCUUGUUAUCUUAUGUAGUGGGCACACCUGGCUGUUAUAAGUGUCCUUGUUAUCUUAUGUAGUGGACACACCUGGCUGUUAUAAGUGUCCUUGUUAUAUUAUGUAGUGGGCACACCUGGCUGUUAUAAGUGUCCUUGUUAUCUUAUGCAGUGGGCACACCUGGCUGCCAUAAGUGUCCGUAUAAUGGAUGCGAGGAGUCAUUUGUCAAGAAGGAAAAGUUAGAGAUUCACCUUUGUAGCCACUCACCAGAGAGACUUCUGUUCUGUGAGAAAUGCGGCAAAAAGUUCAGUUGUCAGAGAUAUCUGGAUGUACACUAUAAAAUACAUUUAAGUAAGUGGAACGUACAAAUAUAGAUCUUCAUUUACAUUGAACCCAACUAAAUUCAAGUAAAGUCAUUCAAACUUUGCUCCAAAUGCAGUCAUAAUUUUAGGUCAAGGGGAAAAUAUAAACAAGUAAAUAAAAAAUAACUUAUUAUUUUAGUAAAGUUAAUCUUUUCAGAGAUUUUUUAAAUAUUUUCAUCACAAAGUAUGCAAUGAUAAUACAGUUGUAAAAUAGAAAUAUUUCAAAAACAUAAGAGAGCUAAAGAAAUUAGAUACAGACAUAUUACUUUGUUUCUGUUAACAAAUUUGUUCAAAUAUAAAUUUAUUUGACAAAUCUUGAAGGUUUGUUUUCUUUUGGUGAGACCAACCACUUAUUUAAACACCCCACCUUCAAGUCUGAGAUCAGAUGCCCUACCAUUGUGCCGUAGGGCCACCCUAAGAUCUAUUCAUUUUAAUGAAAACAUAUUUAUGGCACCAUUUAAUUUUUCAGAAAAUGAGACUCAUGCAGCCAAUCCUCCAUCUCGAACAAUUCCAUGUGAAUAUCUAGGCUGUGGAAAAAUGUUUACGACUCGUGGAAACAUGAAAGCCCAUGUUCUGAACCAACACAAGGGCAGAAAACCUAAAGCUCUUCCCGGGGUCUUCUUUUCCUGUGCUGUGGAAGGUUGUGGGAAACGGUUUUCAUUCAGAUCGACGCUGUAUCGUCACAACAAGCUAGUGCACAAAGGUGGUGAUUACAAAUUGGGCCGUGAACUUGUCAAAUAUUUCUGUAAUUACGAAGGGUGUUUAAAAGAGUUCAAUCGUAAAACUUUGCUGGAGGAGCACAUGGUGAUGGAGCAUGGGAAAACACCCAAGAGAUUACUCCCCUUAAGGAACAAAGAGCUGGACUUUAUAGAGCGCAUUUGUGUUCACUGUGGAAUGGUUCUUACAAUUACACAGCUUCCUAGGCAUGAGGAGGUUUACCACAGUGAAAAAGCAAUUAGUGAAAUGAAGGAAGUAAGUAUUAUAGCUAGGUAUUUCAAAUCAGAGCUGUUAGGCUCUAUUAAGAUGCAAGCAAAGUUUGAACAUUGGCCCCCAAAACAGGGUAGACAUUUUUUGACUGGACUUUAUAAAAUAUUUCCUGUUGUUUCUGGACAAUUCUAAUUUGUACUGAUUGUAAUGUAAUUGAAUGCGUCUUGGGUGCAACUAUAUUAUUGAACGACCAUCAUUAUAACUUAUAGAAUUGCAGAGAAACCAACCUAUCAUUGACUUGACUUGAUUUUUUAAAAAAAUAAUUUAAAUAAACAAGAAAAAAAAAAAUCUUGAUUCUUAAAUAAGUAUUCGAUAUUUCAGACUUCUCCAUAUCCUUGUCACUUGAAAGGUUGUGACCAAUUAUUUAAUGCAAUAGAAGAUAGGAAGGCGCAUGUAGAAACUCACAUAGGUCAGUUCUUAUUUGUUUGGAUUUAUUAUUUAGUUGAUUUAUAAAUUGGUCUUUAUUAUCAUUCAACUUAAACCUAAGGUCAAAUCACUUAUUUGCUGAAAAACUAAAACCAAGAACACAAUUAUUACAUUAAUAAAAAGAAUGAAAUUUAUAAAUUUAUGUUUGGAAUUUCAAUGCUUUUUAUAAUUCUAAUAUUUCAUUUUAAUAUUAUUUUAUUUCUUCAGAUUACCCACCAUUUACAUGCUGUGUAGGAGAAUGUAAAGAGACAUUUUACUUAGAGAAAAAUUUAGACAACCAUUUGUGGAACCACAGCAAGAAACAGUCUGUGUGUGAAUAUGAGGGCUGCUAUAAACAGUUUGAUGAUCAGCUGGAAUUGGCCAAACAUAGCAAAGUUCACUAUGGUAAGAUUAACAGGAGUUGAAAUGUUUAGUUAGUUUCAUUUAAAUAAAUCAACUACUACUAUAUAUGGUAUUGCUCCAAAGCCGUGUGAACUCUCUGCAUCUUAUUUCAGCAAACAAGAUGAAAUGUCCUUGGUGUCAACUCUCUGCAUCUUAUUUCAGCAAACAAGAUGAAAUGUCCCUGGUGUCAACUCUCUGCAUCUUAUUUCAGCAAACAAGAUGAAAUGUCCCUGGCCAAACUGUGAUAACUGGAUCAGUGAAAACAGCCAUUUAAAACCGCACUUCAUCGCUCACAGCCGAACACUGAGGGCCAACUUUGACUCUGACUUUGUAUGUGAGAUUUGUGAGCUGACCUUUAAAGGAAAAUGGGGUUUGAUGAUUCACAAGAGAUUGCACGGAGAUGAUGCAGCAGGUUUGUUUAUAACUCAUACUUAUAUAUAUAAAUAUCAACUUUACCUCAAGGGUUAGGAAUUUAAAUAUUGUUUAAAUUAUUAAAUUAAUGUGAACAGAUCUUGCGGGGAAGGUUUAAAUUAUUGAAUUAAUGUGAACAGAUCUUGCGGGGAAGGUUUAAAUUAUUGAAUUAAUGUGAACGGAUCUUGUGGGGAAGGUUUAAAUUAUUAAAUUAAUGUUAACGGUCAUUCAGGGAACAUUUAAAUUAUUGAAUAAAUGUAAACAGAUAAUGCGGGGAAGGUUGGCAGUGACUAGAACUACAACAGUUUCUGGCAUAUAAUGUCAGCUUUUCUAAUAUUAAAGAAAGCUAGACUCGCAAGAUAUUUCGAAAAUUCAAAUUAUUUUCUAUUUAUCCAGAAUUUAUAUAUGCAGGCAUUUAAUGUUAAUUAAUUUGUUUUUCAUUUAAUGUUGCAACGGGUGGGGGUGUUUUUUGUUGGGUUUUUGUGUUCAGGAUUUUUGGGAAGUCUGUGUACAAAGUUUUGACUCAGGGCUGUUAACAUUUAGAAAUCAAUAGAUACUAUUUAAUGUGAAGCCACUAUUGCAGUAGAAAUAAAUUUGUAAGAUAUAAGUAAAAAAAAAAUAGUUUGAUUGUAAACUUACAACAUGUCCUCACCCGUUUCAUGUUUUCAGCCAAACCAUCUCUGUCAAGAUUGGCAAAAUUUACCUGUGAAGAACUUGGUUGUGAAGGUACAUUUGUGGACCACACGGGCUUCUUCGAUCACUUCCUUUAUCACUACAUCAAGGUUCCCGCCAGAUGUGAUUUUAAUGGCUGUACUGAAACCUUCCACAAUAUGAUCACUCUUUCCAGGCACACCAAGUCUCACUAUGGUUGGUUAUUUCCAUAAGAACUGUUUAGCACCAAGUCUCAUUAUAUGAAUGGUGUUUCAAUGUUUAAAAAUACAACUGAGAUUAUUUCGCUAUUUGUGGUAUUUGUUUUCUAUGUCACUAAAUUGUCAAAAAAUGAUGUGCACAAAUGUGUUUCAUUGUUGAGGGUAAAAUUUGCAUCUGACGAUAUGACUCUUAGCCUGGUAUGUACUGGGAUCAUCAUAAUCAAAUUUGUAGAAAAGAAAAAAUAUUAAUAGCAGCUCAUAAGACAGUGGCUUCUAUCUGGCAAAACAAAAUCUCUAUAGGAAUUAUGAGACCAAUAAGAAAUUUAUUGUCAGAAAUCUUUUUAAAAGAAAAAUUAUAGAAUUAUAUAAUUUUUUAUGAUUUAAACUUUGUAUUGUACUUUUCCGGUACAUGAAAGAAAAGAAAUCAACAAAUUUCUUGUUCAUUUUCUUCUAAUGAUAUCAUAAUGAGCACAAAUUGGCUUCAAUUCAGAUGGCAAGCUCAAGUGUCCUUGGGACGGUUGUGGCAAAUACCUUGCGACGGUCUUCACCGUCAAGAAACACAUGUAUCGUCACAUCAUGAGCGACCCUGCUGUCUCAGCUGGAAGACAGCACUCCUGCAAAAAGUGUUUCAUGAUGUUCAGACGAAAAGAAAACUUUGAUAAUCAUCAAGAGCAGCACAAUGAAAAGCCAGGUAUUUUGUUUCAUAAUAUGCACACCACCUGGUAUUGGAAAACCUAAUAACCUUUUUUAAAUCAGUUUUCUAAUCAAUUCUUUUAUGACAUCAGCAAAAAAUAUGCAUAUUUCCACCUCCAUUUCCACUUCAUAUUUUUAUCAAUGCCCAUUUAGAAAAUAGAGUUGCCACAAAAAAAAAAAUGAAUUUAAAAUCUGCUUGUUUAAAAAUUUUAAUUAUUAGUUUUAUUGGAUAGUACUAGUAGUCAUAUCUUGUAGUUGAAAGAUUAAAAUUUGCUAAAUAAAUUUCGAGGUUAAUUUUAUUGGGGUGGGCAAGAUAAGAAAUCUUUUAAGAGGAACAACGUCUUGUUUUAAAAAGGGAAUUAAUUAAAGAUUUUAUUUUAUGUUUUCAUUUUACCUUACAUGGGUUGUUAUUAGUAAAAUCAUAUUUAAAAGAAAAAAAUCAGAAUUUAUUUAUUUUAAUGGCCACAUUCAGCUGCAGGUUGCUGGCCGUUUCAAUAGAGGAUAAAUUGAAAAUUGGCAUAUAUAUAAGAAUGAGCUAUGGUGACAUAAUGCCAAAAGGGAGAUACUAUUUAAAUACGUUCGGAUUCCUAAAAACAAUCAUAGUUAUUUUAUAAUAUUUUACGGAAAUCGAAUAAAUUUAAAUGCGCAAAAAAUAUUUUAAAUCCACUUUUAUUUUAGUAAACGUUUAAGUAUUAUUAUUAUAAAUUACAAAUACAUUUAAAGUAUCAACUAAGGAACUAUUUUCAGCAUUUUAUAUGUGUUUAAAAGUUAUGAAAAAAUUUUAAAAAAUUAAAAAUCAUGAUCAAAGAAUUACACCGUAAUCAUAUUUAUCGGGAAAACCCAAACAUCAGUCAUUUUUAGUGCGUUGUUAAUAUUGCACAAUAAAAUUUUUAAUUAAUUUGUUCAAAAUAAUCAUGCAAAAGAAGCAAAUGAAGUCAUAGUGUGAAUAGCCUAUUUCGCCAAAACUCUUAGGUUUCUUGAAAUUUAAUAUCCGCGCAUGACAAAACUGAUAAUGUAUUUUCCCUUCAUAAAAGUAAAAAUAAUAAAUACGAUUGAUUGCUUUUUAAAUUAAUAAAACACACACACACACAUUUCAGCUGUGUUUAUUUCAAUAUUUAAAAAGUUUUGCCUUUUUUAUUCCAAAAAUAUACCUUUAUUAAAAGUAUAACGUAAUAAAAACAAACCUUUAAAUAUAAUUCUAAUAAGAAAAUGUGGUUUAAGUCAAAUAGUGCAGCGCAACUCCAUAGCCAAAUAGCAUUGACUAAUCCACUUAAAACUAAAAAAAAACAACAAACGAACCAUAUGAAGUGCAAAUUAUUUUAGUUUGGGUAUGGAAAGGACUACAAUCCGGUGGAAGAGUUUUCUUAAUUUAUUUAAAUCUGUGUGAGGGAGGGGUUGGUUACUUUGCCCCAGGCAGCACAAGAUACGUCUCAAAGUAAAGGAAGGAAUUUGAUAAAUAAUUAACCUUCUUGGGUACAUACAUUUCGGAGGUAGGAAAUAGGAUUUGUACAUUUUCACGUGGAUGACAAUAGAUUUAAAACCUAUGGUAUUACAUUUGGGAAAAAGAGAUGUUACAUUCUCUUUUUACAAAUAUAGGUAUGUUCAUUUUGCCCAAGGCAGCACAAGAUACGUCUCAAAAUAAAGAAAUAAUUUUGAUAAAUAAUUAAUUUUCUUGGGUAAAUACAUGUCGUAGGUAGGAAAUAAGAUUUGUACAUUUUUACUUGGUUGACAACAUAGUUAACUACUAUGGAAUUACAUAUGUGAAUAAAGAGAUGUUACCUUCUCUUUUUACAAAUAUACUUGUUUACCAAUUAAGAAAAUCAAUGGCGUUAACAAAUCUUGGGUACAUUUAUAUAAGUAUACCCAUGAAUAUCAAAACCCAAUCAUUUUACACACUUGAAAAAUUAAUUUUGAAAAAUGGAGAUGCGUUAAUAUUUACUUUCAAAAAAUUAAAAUAUAUUUUUGUCUUUACAUUGCAAAAAUUAAAGAGAUGUGUAUUUUAUGAGAUUAACCAUUUAAAUUUAAAAAACAACACUCAAAUUUGUUAUCGAUGUGAAAAACGGUAGCGUGAUUCUUCUUUAGAUAAACGAAUUUUGUGUUGUACGAUUUUCUGAUAAGAUAUAUUUUUUUUUAAAUGGCAAAAAUGUGUUUAAAUUUUUGCUGAAGAUAUCAAUAUAUAUUGAAUUCCUAUAAUAUAAAAUAUUUUUAUAUCAUAUAUUGAGAUUUUGGUGUAAAUUUAAGGUAAGUUUUUUUAAACAAUUUUUAGAGAAAAAAAUGUGUAAUUCAAAGGCACGAAAAGGGGUAAAUCUAAAGUAUUUCUCUAAUGUAGUAAUUGUCCCUCAAUUAACUUCUUUAGUGACAAAAGUGAUAUAAUUAGUGAUAAUUUAGACUGUGUAAUUUAAGGUUAUGUUUAGAGGGGAAAAAAGUAGUUUAGGAGCGUGAAAGGGAGUAGGGUAGGCCUAUAAUAUAUAGCAGAUAUAUUAUAAAUUUUAAUGAUGUCAGAAACGUAAAUAUCAUUAAAUUUUUUUAAGUUACGAAUUGUGAUGAGUUUUUCUAAUAGCAGUUAGAAAUUAUCUCAAACGACCUACCAUUAUUAUCCGAUAACAUCGGGUCAUUUAUUCUAGUAUAAUAUAAACAAAAGAUCUGCAUCAGAUGCCAUAGUUGUGCCUGCUCAGUGUGAACACCUAAGUGGGAUACUGUUAUCUGUGUCAUGGAUUAUCAAGAGGGAUUCUGCACUGAAAUUUGUGGCUGCAGCAAAUCAGAAGUGUGAACGUACCUCAGGGUUCUGUGUUAAGCAAUAAUGGCCAGUAAAUUGUGUGUUAAUGUACCUCAGGGUUUUCUGUUUGGCAAUAACGGCCAGUAAAUUGUGUGUGAAUGUACCUCAGGGUUCUGUGUUUGGCAAUAAUGGCCAGUAAAUUGUGUGUGAACGUACCUCAGGGUUUUCUGUUUGGCAAUAAUGGCCAGUAAAUUGUGUGUGAAUGUACCUCAGGGUUCUGUGUUUGCCAAUAAUUGCCAGUAAAUGGUGUGUGAACGUACCUCAGGGUUCUGUGUUUGGCAAUAAUGGCCAGUAAAUGGUGUGUUAAUGUACCUCAGGGUUCUGUGUUUGGCAAUAAUGGCCAGUAAAUUUUGUUGCACAUUUAAUUGAAUGAUUUUUUAAUUGACCAGAUUAUGUGUGCCCAACCUGUGGUAAAAAAGGCCGCCACAACCAUCUCAAGUCUCAGAGCCUUGGCAAACCUCGGAAACCCCAAGUGUGCCAACACUGUGGAGCGCGAUAUGCCACCAUCAGUGGUCUUAAAUUUCAUAUGUUGCAGAAACACAAGAUUGGUAGGAAAAGAGCACAUUUUCUUUAGUUUUUUCAAUUUUAUUUCACCAUUUUUAUUUAAUAACAAUUGAAAUUGUUAACAUUUUAUAAUUUAAUUGUCAUACAUGCUAGUUUAUUUCCACAAAUGUAACAAAUUGAAAGAAGCCUAAAUCAUGGCCCCCUACAUUUUUCAGUUAGCAUAAGAAUUCAGAAGAAGAAGUAAAAAGAGGCUAAGAUUUCAGAAGUGUUCAAUAGUUGGAUGCAAUUUUAAAAAUGUAAUCAUUACACUUUAAGUGAGCUUAUCCAUACCAAUAGUAUCCAUGAUACUUCUCAAAUUCUGGGUGUUGAGGGGAAUCCAGGGCAUAUUAAUGCUGUCUGUCUAGGGGUUUGUUACGUGGAAGGGGUUUGUUACGUGGAAGGGGUUUGUUACGUGGAAGGGGUUUGUUAUGUGGAAGGGGUUUGUUACAUGUAAGGGGUUUGUUACAUGGAAGGGGUUUGUUACAUGUAAGGGGUUUGUUACGUGGAAGGGGUUUGUUACGUGGAAGGGGUUUGUUACGUGGAAGGCGUUCAUUGAAACUCAGAAAGAUUUGGGCUGUUUAUGCUGAGGGGUCUAUCCUGCUUAUGGAAAUAAGCCCCCUACAAUGUGUCAACUCACCUGGUGUAUUGUUUGUUUAGGUCUUUGACAUCAGUAUUCCCCUUUAUUGAUUCUCCUUCAUGUGCUGGAGUUGGAUGACAUUUUGUAUGUGACAUCCAUUAUGAGAAAUACUAUUCCAGAAAACAAUUUAAUUUCUGAAUAAUCGGAACUUGAAAACAUUGACUGCUAAUAAAUGUGAGACAUUUCAGUGUUUAUUAUUUCUUAUUUUUGGUAUCAUCAUCAUUUGUGUCCAUUGGUUUAUAAAAUGCUUCCAUUUUGUCCAGGCAAGUGGCCAUUGAAAUGUCGGUUCUGCGGCAAGGGAUUCAUGAGCAGUCGAGAGAUGGAGAGACACAUUCCCACUCACACCAAAGAAAAGCCAUUUGUGUGUCACAUUUGUGGAGCAAGUUUUGCUUCCCACACUGGCCAUAGGGCACAUUUGAGAAAACAUCUGGGUCAGUUUUAAUAACCUCAUUACUCAUCUUGCUUUAUGGCCAACGAUUACCAAUAGUUUAUGAUUAACUUAAUUAUGGCCUCGGAUUGCCAAUAGUUAUUAUAAAGUUAAUUAUGGCUUCUGAUUGCCAAUAGUUUAUUAUAAAGUAUAAAGUUAAAUAUGGCUUCUGGUUGCAAGUAGUUUAUAGUUAAGUUGAUAAUGGCUUCUGAUUGCCAGUAGUUGUUAUAUAAUAAAGUUAAUUAUGGCCUCUGAUUGCCAAUAGUUACUAUAAAGUUAAUUAUGACCUCUGAUUGCGAAUAGUUUAUGAUUUGGUUAAUUCUGUAAUAAAAUAUAACAACCAGUCAGAUAUGUUCAAUACUAGAAAUGUUUUUAUUUUUGUCCAUCAUAGAAAAAAAUUGAGUAAUUUUAUCUUCAAAGUGUUUCUGAAAUGUAUUUAUGUUAAAAAGUGCCAGAUUUUAUUUAGCAUUAGAGAAUAAAAAUUGUAUUCUUUUAGUUGUAUUAAAUUCCCAGGUCAGAAGUAUGAAUGUGACGUGGAUGGUUGUGGCAAAGUCUACACUACAUCAGUGGCUUUAAAGGGUCACAAAGCACAGCAUGCCGGUUUCAGUAAAACAUGUCCUUUUUGUGGCAAGACUUACAAAAACCCUUAUGGACACAAAUGUAAAGCCAGUAGAGACAAAAGGAAAAUAAUUAAAACAGGUAAAUGAAUAUUACAAUAUUCAUGUUUAAAGAUUUCACCUCAUCCCUCUUAUGCACAUGUACACACAUUUAUAUAUUCCUAUGUGUGUUGGUAUUGCUUAACCCUCGAACUGUGGCAUGCAUCAUUCUGUGGUGUGGGGCUUUUCAGAGCUUUUUGAGUUUCUUUUGAAAUUGCAUUAAAUGACAUAGAAAUAUUGAUGCAAGACCCCAAUAAUUAUAUAUUUUUAGAAAGGUAAAUGGAUGGGGAUAAAGUUGGCCGAAUUGCCCACCCCGUAAAAAAAAUUCUGCUCAGUGUCCUUGACCUUGGAAUGCUCAAGAUAAUAAAAAUCGACACAAUGUCUUGCUUUCAAGUGCUCUUAACAUCAUUAAUUUUUUAUAGAUACACUUAAAACACAAAUAUAAAUGUUGUAGCCAAUUCAUUUAUCUUUCAGAAAAUGUAUAGUUUGCUAAGGUUUUGAUUACAAUUAAACCUCUGAAAUCAAUUUUAGUAAUUUUAGGUCAUUUAUAUAAGAAACUGGGACCACAGCUAAAACCAAGUAUAAAAUACAAAAUCUCCGGCUAAAUAGUUAUUAUUGACUAGUAAACAUUUAAAAAGAAACUGUGGAACUGAUUUGGGUUGUUAAAAUAUCAAAUUUAUUAUUUCAGAUCUAUAAUCUUUAGCUUCUGUGACUAAAAUUCAGUCAGUCCUUGCCCAACCUCCGGGCCUGACUCUAAGUCAAACAAUAGCCUCAGUGGGCCUACUUCAGUAUCACUAAGACUAUUAUAAGAUUCACGAAAAGAAGAAUCUGAAGUGAGAUGUCAUGGGGAAUAUUAAAAUCAUAAUCUGUAUCACUUAAAUCCUCUCCUAAAAAGCUUUCAAAAAUAUCUAUAUUAGUUCUCGCACUGAAGGCCCGAGCAAAGCUUCGGCCAUUUUAGCUUUAAAAAAAACAGCGAUAUAAAAUUCGGAUUAAAAAGUAAUUAUUGUUAAGUUAUCAAGAAACAGCUUGACCUGGAAGUUGAUUUAAUUAUUAAUAAAAGGAAGUGGCUAUGAUAUCUGUUAAAUAUUGGAUUGGAAGUUGCUAUCGGACCGUGUUUUUUACCGGCCGAUUUUUUUCUGCCGCCACAGCACAGAACGAGAAUGUCGGCCGAUUUUGCUGGUUCGUCGGCUGACCAAAGUUCGAUGGUUAAAGAGUAUUAAUUUUUUACCUCCAUUAGAAUACAAGUUAUGCUUUGUCUACAAGCCUUCAUCAGUUCAAAACAAAACUACUUGAUUUUAAAUUUUACUCUUUGUAUUGGCUUCUUACUGGAUAAAUAGAAAAAAGAAAAACACAGUUAACGUGCAUACUCAUUUAUAAGCCUGUUGAUUCAUUAGCCCACCCCCUUAAGAGAAAAUCUGAAAUGUAUGUAAUACACUCAUUGGAAAACCAUCAGUCCAUCCCUGUGGUGUUACAGCCCAUCCCAGUGGUGCUACAGCUCAUCCCUGUGGUGUACAGCCCAUCCCAGUGGUGUUACAGCCCAUCCCUGUGGUGUACAGCCCAUCCCAGUGGUGUUAAGCCCAUCCCUGUGGUGCUACAGCCCAUCCCUGUGGUGCUACAGCCCAUCCCUGUGGUGUUACAGCCCAUCCCAGUGGUGUUAACCCCAUCCCAGUGGUGCUACAGCUCAUCCCAGUGGUGUUACAGCCCAUCCCUGUGGUGUUACAGCCCAUCCCUGUGGUGUUACAGCCCAUCCCAGUGGUGUUAAGCCCAUCCCUGUGGUGUUACAGCCCAUCCCUGUGGUGUACAGCCCAUCCCAGUGGUGCUACAGCCCAUCCCAGUGGUGAUACAGCUCAUCCCUGUCGUGUACAGCCCCUCCCAGUGGUGUUACAGCCCAUCCCUGUGGUGUUACAGCCCAUCCCUGUGGUGUACAGCCCAUCCCAGUAGUGUUAAGCCCAUCCCUGUGGUGUUACAGCCCAUCCCUGUGGUGUACAGCCCAUCCCUGUGGUGCUACAGCCCAUCCCAGUGGUGCUAAAGCUCAUCCCUGUGGUGCUACAGCCCAUCCCUGUGGUGCUACAGCCCAUCCCAGUGGUGCUACAGCCCAUCCCUCUGGUGCUACAGCCCAUCCCUGUGGGGCUACAGCCCAUGUAGGGUUUUGGUCUGCCUCACCACUUCCUUCCACUUAGACCUAACUGAUGCUUUUCUUUUCCAUACUUGGAACCCAGCUGCUGUAUAUCCCUCUCCACAUUAUUCAUCCAUCUAAGCCUUUGAGCUGUGUUUCUCUGGGGUUUUGGUAGUGCACCCUCUUCACUCCUCUGUCAUUUGGCAUUCAUUCUAAGUAUCCCACCCAGUGCAGCCUUUCUUUUUCUAUUGGUGCUACCAUCGUGGGAUCUGAUAUCUUCCAUAUAAUUCCUGGUUGGUUUGUAAUCUCUAUCCAUAUUCAUCCUUAUUUUCUCCGUAUAUUUUCCAGAGAACUUUUCUUUCCCAUGUGUUUAAUAGGUUUGCUGCCAUGUUUUUGUUUGUGACUUGCUUAUGUAUUGUUGCAAUAUCCCCUUGUGGUUGGCACUACUGAAAAGUUGGGAAUUUAGACUUAGUUCUUUUUUUUUUUUAAAUUGUAUCAAUGUCCUCUGAACCAGUCACUAAGGCGGUGGCCAUUUCUCCUAUUUAACCUUUUGUGCAUUUAGCCAUGUAAAUCACACUGCCACUUGUUCACGUAAAGACAAGAUUGAUUUUAAAUGCAACCAGUCACGGCCAUAUACGAGUCAUUUCAUAAUUAAAAAUCAACCUUUAACUUUUGGUGUUGGUCCUUCAAAUUAAUUGUUAUUUUACUCUGCUAGGUCAAGAAAGUCAAGGUCAAAGUAUGAGACAGCCAGUGCCUGUGACAGUAUUACCUCAAGCAAUGCAACAGCCCUUUCCUCCCCAACUGCAGUCAUUACAAAUUCCACAGCAACAGAUUGUCCAAGAUCCAGUGGUUACCUCUGUCCAACAUACCAUCAUCAUUCCUCAACAAGUGGUCACUCACAACAUGGACACUCAGCAGACCACCCGCUCCCUCAUGACUGCCAACACACUCAACCAGUCCCAUCUCAUGCAGCAGAACUUGACUCAGGUCAUCCCCCAAGGCAUGACGCAUGGCAUUCACCACGGUGGACCCCAUCAAAACAUCAUGCAGGACAGGGGUCAGCCCAUGGACAUGACAAGGGGGAACUCAAUGGACAUGACCGACUAUGCUUACAAUAACUACGUUGUGUUCUGGGAUAGUCAAAAUUUAUAAAAGAUGAGAUAGGAAUUAGUUGUUACAUACAGCAUUCUACACUCACGAGAUGCCAAACUUCUCAGGCAAAUGCAAGGAACUGAAGUUAUGGAAAAUGCCACGGCCAAAAUUAAAUUAUCAAAUAUGAUUUCUUCUCGAAAUUUUGGAAUAAAAAAGUAAUCUUUUAAAUGUGUGAAGUCAUUGGUGCCGACAUGUGUGCAAUGUCCUACAUAUUAAAUAAACACAUUUU